This is a messenger RNA of Morchella sextelata, 393 nucleotides long. RefSeq lists its product as uncharacterized. The coding region runs from base 1 to 393 and encodes 130 amino acids. The transcript is spliced from 2 exons. NCBI's taxonomy places the organism in Eukaryota, Fungi, Ascomycota, Pezizomycetes, Pezizales, Morchellaceae. The record is from RefSeq and is a predicted model, not a curated record.
AUGCCCAUAUACACGAGAAGAGACUUGGCACCUAUAGACUCGUCCAGCUACGGUAACAGCAACGCUUUCGAUAUAUCUAGCACCGCCCUUGCAGCAGUGGCCGUCUUGGUCGCCAUUUUGACGCUGCUCAAGAAAUGGAAAAUGUGGACGUACUUCCGAAGACGAAGAUGGGGCAACAAAAAAACAAGUGCAGUAGACCUUGAGAUGGAUAAUAGAAGCUUCAAUGGUGGUGGUAGUGGUGGGCGAUUUUCACUUAGCCAUCACUAUUACACGAGUGAAAAUGGCGUACGCAAUAUCCGAAUUUAUGUCAACAACAGCAGGACUACUACUAUUCACAACUUCAAUGCUACGGCUGCGGGGAACCGUGGUGGGGAUCAACACAUGAUGGCUUGA